This is a messenger RNA of Branchiostoma belcheri (Belcher's lancelet), 1421 nucleotides long. Its product is annotated as somatostatin receptor type 5-like. Gene Ontology annotation, biological process: neuropeptide signaling pathway. Gene Ontology annotation, molecular function: neuropeptide binding; G protein-coupled opioid receptor activity. The record is from RefSeq and is a predicted model, not a curated record. Gene Ontology annotation, cellular component: membrane; neuron projection. Lineage: Eukaryota; Metazoa; Chordata; Leptocardii; Amphioxiformes; Branchiostomatidae. The transcript has a single exon. The coding region runs from base 1 to 1389 and encodes 462 amino acids.
AUGGCGACACCGACACCCUCCUGGGCCGGCCUGAACAUGUCGUGGAACCAGACGAACGACAACUUUACAACCACUGACGAGCUCUUUCCAUCGGGUUAUCUGGAAUCCAUCAUCAUUCCGGUCUUCUACUGCGUGGUAUCGGCGAUAGGGCUGACGGGGAACACUUUAGUCAUCUACGUAGUCCUCCGGUACGCCAAACUGAAGACUGUGACGUACAUGUACAUCAUGAACAUGGCUUGCGCUGACGACCUGUUCCUGAUGACGUUACCGUUCCUGGCUGCCUACUACGCCCUCCACAACUGGCCGUUCGGACUGGUGGUCUGUAAGGUGGUGCUAUCCGUGGACGCCUUGAACCAGUUCACCAGCAUCUUCUGCCUGGUGGUCAUGAGCUUUGACCGCUACCUUGCAGUGGUGCAUCCGGUCAAGUCCGUGGGUUACCGGACGCCAAGCAUGGCCCGGUACGUCAACAUCAGCGUCUGGGCAGUUGCUUUGGUCAUGACGCUACCUGUCGCCAUAUUCGCUACGACAAAUGAAGGGAAGAAGCUGCCCGACGGUGUCAGCUGUAAUAUGCACUGGCCUGACAAGACCAUAGGGUCCCACGCCUUCACUACCUUCACGUUCGUGUGCGGCUUUGUCGUGCCUCUCUCCAUCAUCGUCGCCAGCUACCUUCUCCUGACACGCCGACUGAGAAGUCUCAGCAACAAGACCCACUCUCGCGAGAAAGAGCGAGCUUACCGGCGGAUCGAGCGCCUCGUUUACACCGUGGUCUUCGUCUUUGUCGUGUGCUGGCUGCCGUUCCAUGUGUUCCAGAUUGGAAGCCUGGCCGGCCUGUUCGAGUACAUCGACGAUGUCAACGUGGAGAGCGGGAUUUUCCACCUGGUGAGCGCGCUGAUGUACGUCAACAGCUGCUGCAACCCUCUGCUGUACGGCUACCUCGACGAGAACAUCAAGCGAUGCAUCAGAGAGGCCACCUGCUCCCCGGUGGGCAGCACGCCGCUAGGAGCGCCGCCUGUCGAUCUGGAGCUGCGCCCGGAACCCUCCCGGUCCCCCCGACUGGAAGGUCGGAUAGACGGCGUCACUACGCCCCACCGGACAUUGACGACAGGCCUGACGAAUUACGAGCUGACCCGAUCACCGCGGAACUCCCCCUCGCCCAGUCCUCGGCUGGCUCGGUACAUCCUGGGGAGGGAGCAGACCAUCCUCCUGCAGCACGGCAUGCAGCACGGCACCCCGCCCGGCCUCCGCGCCUUCCUCCGCCCGCCCACUCCCAGCAGUCUGCCCGAGAAGGAAGAGAACGGAGAGGUAGUGGAGACCCCUCCACCGAAGAAGCCUGGCAAAGCCACGGAUCUUCACAAGUCGACCGAAAACGUUGCAACGACUGCAGUCUAGUCGAGCAAUUACAACGUUGCUCGGACCAAACU